AACUCUGACGCUCAACGGGAUGGGACCGACCUAUUCCCGUUAUAUAAAUUCGCCAGCCGGAGUCCUCCGGUUUUCCGGGUGGACAGAACCAAGGUAGUGCGAGAAAGGAACGGAAGACUUCAAUCAAAAAAAGAAAAAAGAACAAGGAGCGGAAGUCCUUCGCCUCUCUGAUCUCUUUCCCGAGCUUUCCCUUGCGAGAAGAAUCCAAACCCUAGAGGGAGAAGGGUUUAGUGAGAUAUUCGAGUAUAGACGAGGAGAGGGGAAGAGAGCCAUGUCUUUGGGGUAUGCGGAGAAGCUGUCGUACAGAGAAGAUGUGGGCACGGUGGGGAUGUCGGAGAUCUUCGACCCACCGGAUGUUCUGCAGCAAAAGAUUGAAGAGCUUGCCAUCUUGAUACAAAAGAGUAAACAUCUGGUAGCAUUUACAGGGGCAGGAAUAUCAACUUCUUGUGGCAUACCUGAUUUUCGAGGACCUAAGGGGGUUUGGACUCUUCAGCGUGCUGGCAAGGGUGUGCCUGAAGCAUCUCUACCAUUCCAUCGUGCAAUGCCAAGCUUGACUCAUAUGGCAUUAGUUGAACUGGAAAGAGCUGGUAUCUUAAAGUUUGUUAUCAGCCAGAAUGUAGACAGCCUUCAUCUUCGAUCUGGUAUACCAAGGGAAAAACUUGCUGAAUUGCAUGGAAAUUCCUUCAGAGAACUUUGCCCUUCAUGUGGUACCGAGUACCUUAGAGAUUUUGAGGUUGAGACUAUUGGAAUGAAAGAGACAUCAAGACGUUGUGCUGACACAAAGUGUGGAGCCAAACUUAAGGACACAGUUCUUGAUUGGGAGGAUGCUUUGCCGCCUAAGGAGAUGAAUCUUGCAGAGAAGCAUUGUAGAACAGCUGACAUUGUGUUAUGUCUGGGGACUAGUUUGCAGAUCACUCCUGCUUGCAACUUGCCUCUAAAAACUAUCCGCAGUGGGGGAGAAAUUGUGAUAGUAAAUCUUCAGCCAACUCCAAAGGACAAAAAGGCUAGUUUGGUGAUCCAUGGACUAGUAGAUAAGGUAAUUGCAGGUGCCAUGCACCUCCUUAAUCUACGGAUUCCGCCUUACAUCCGCAUUGACUUCGUCCAGCUCAGUCUCUCUCAUUCCCCAAAAAGUAAGAAAACUUAUGUUAAAUGGAACCUCAGAAUUGCAAGCGUACAUGGACAGAGAGCCCCAUUACCAUUUCUGAAAUCAGUUGAGGUUUCCUUCCCCGAGAGACCAGACUUGAAGACUGCUUUCCUACAAAAGCAGCCUUUUUAUUUGAAAAGAGAGACAUUAAGGAAAAGACCAUUCAAAAUGCUGUUGACAUUCAACUUUAGUGAUGGUUGUGGCUGUCCAUGUACUACAAUUGAGUGGCCCAUCAAUUUUCAGGUUACAAAGGACAAUUUAGUUCGUGAUAAAAAUGAAGUCCUUCCAGAGCUCGGGGAUGCGGCAAACAUGGAAUCUCAUUCUGGCCAGCAUGCUGUUUUGGAGAGAAAGGUCAAUCCCAGGUCCGAAGUCACCGUAUAUGCUAUUGUGACAAACAUUCGUAGGUAUAAUGGUCCGGAAGAGGCCAAUGGAGUACUUGAGAUCACCCCUAAUGGCAAUAGUAAUUUGAUUAAGAGGUACGGUGAAGGUGUGAAUGGCGGCCAAACGUCUCAGAAAAGACCCAAGUGGACAUGAGCACCUGCCUUUUGGCUGUUUGGUCUUGUAUAUAAGAUGAUGUAGUACUAGCAUUAGGAAAACUCCAGUAGACUGAUUAUUAGGUACUGAUAGAAUGGAAUUUUGGUGCAUAUACUUGGAUAGGUUGGGUGAAGUUGGCAUACCACCUCCUAAUCUGCAAUUGUUAAAAGGGAAAAAGGUAUCUUGAAAUAUACUGUCCUGUAAAGUUUCUUAUUUCUUAGAAGCUAAAAUAUAUUUAAUUUAAGGAUUUUCUUUCACUUU
Messenger RNA from Elaeis guineensis (African oil palm), 1939 nucleotides. Lineage: Eukaryota; Viridiplantae; Streptophyta; Magnoliopsida; Arecales; Arecaceae. The record is from RefSeq and is a predicted model, not a curated record.